Nelumbo nucifera (sacred lotus) is the source of this 1022-nucleotide messenger RNA. The record is from RefSeq and is a predicted model, not a curated record. NCBI's taxonomy places the organism in Eukaryota, Viridiplantae, Streptophyta, Magnoliopsida, Proteales, Nelumbonaceae.
AUGGAGAUUCCACGUGCGCACUACACGGAAGAAUUUAAGCAGGAAGCAGUAAAAUUGGUCAUAGAUUCCGGUUUGAGUAUUGCCGAAGCCGGUCGCCGGUUGAAUAUUCCGGCCAUGACUUUGAAGAACUGGGUCUAUCGCAGUAAGACUUCGAAGUCAGGCGCGUCAUCCGGCCGYCCUGUUUCCGAGCUUGAAGCCGAGAACAGCCGCUUACGCAAGGAGUUGGCGGAAAGCCGCCUCGAGUGUGAAAUCAUAAAAAAGGCGAUGGCUGUUUCCCGUGGCGGCUAUUACAGCUGGCUUAGGCAUCGCCCUUCAAAGCGGCAACUGGAGUCCUUAAAGGUUGAGACCGCGGUCAAGGCGGCGCAUGAACGCACUCGAGGCACCUAUGGCCCGGAGCGUUUGCAGGCCGAAUUGGCAAAGGUAGACGGCGUAGCGAUCGGCAGGGAUCGGUUGAAGUACAUCCGCCGCAAGUUGGGCAUCAGAUGCAAGCAGGUGAAGAAGUUCAAGGCAACCACGAACUCAAAGCACAGGCUGCCGGUUGCCGACAAUCUUCUGGAACAGAACUUUGCCGUGACCCGUCCCGGUGAAGUGUGGGUAGCAGAUAUCACCUACAUCCCGACAGAUGAAGGGUGGCUCUAUCUUGCAGGGAUCAAGGAUCUUUUCAACGGCGAAAUCGUCGGUUACGCCAUGAACGAGCGGAUGACCAGAGAGCUUGUCGGCACGGCAUUGUUCAACGCAGUGAAAACAAAACGCCCGCCAAAGGACCUGGUCCAUCAUUCAGAUCGUGGCAGCCAAUACUGCUCUCAUGAUUACCAAAGGCUGCUCAAGCAAUUCGGUAUGCAGCCGUCCAUGAGCCGCAAGGGGAACUGCUACGACAACGCGCCAAUGGAAAGCUUCUUCGGCACAUUAAAAAACGAGCUGGUCCAUCACCGCCGUUACCGGACACGCCAGGAAGCAAUUCAGGAAAUCAGGGAGUACAUUGAAAUCUUCUACAACCGGCAGAGACGGCAGAAACGAUUAGG